GAUUCUUCACGAAUCGGGCAGCACUAUCACUCAAGACUGCAUUGGGCUACAUCUAUCUCUCUCUUAAGCUAGUACGCCGGUAGUGUUAUUUUCUUACAAUGCCGUUCUCUGAAUUAUAUUUUAAUGUGGAUAAUGGUUAUCUGGAGGGGCUGGUGAGAGGUUUUAAGGCUGGUAUUUUAUCUCAGGCGGAUUAUUUAAAUCUCGUUCAGUGUGAAACUCUGGAAGACCUGAAGCUUCACUUGCAGAGCACUGACUAUGGAAGCUUCCUGGCCAAUGAAGCCUCUCCCCUCACUGUCUCCGUCAUUGAUGACAAGCUCAAAGAGAAGAUGGUGGUUGAGUUCCGCCAUAUGAGGAACCAGUCUUAUGAGCCUCUGGCCAGCUUCAUGGAUUUCAUCACAUACAGCUAUAUGAUUGACAACGUCAUCCUGUUGAUCACUGGAACUCUCCAUCAGCGGGCCAUUUCAGAGCUGGUGCCCAAGUGCCAUCCGCUUGGCAGCUUUGAACAGAUGGAGGCUGUUAACAUCGCCCAAACUCCAGCAGAGCUCUAUAAUGCCAUCCUGGUGGAUACACCACUUGCUGCUUUCUUUCAGGACUGCAUAUCUGAGCAGGAUUUGGAUGAGAUGAACAUUGAAAUAAUUCGCAACACUCUUUACAAGGCUUAUCUAGAAGCUUUCUACAAGUUCUGCACUUCACUGGGUGGCACAACCGCAGAUACCAUGUGCCCAAUUCUGGAGUUUGAGGCAGACCGAAGAGCUUUCAUCAUUACCAUUAACUCCUUUGGUACGGAGCUCUCCAAAGAAGACCGAGCUAAACUCUUCCCUCACUGUGGAAAACUCUACCCAGAGGGCCUUGCACAGCUAGCCCGUGCAGAUGAUUAUGAGCAGGUCAAAGCUGUGGCUGAAUACUACCCUGAAUACAAGCUUCUCUUUGAGGGUGCUGGCAGCAACCCAGGAGACAAAACCCUCGAGGAUCGCUUUUUUGAACAUGAGGUGAAACUCAAUAAGCUGGCCUUCCUGAAUCAGUUCCAUUUCAGUGUGUUCUAUGCCUACGUUAAGUUGAAGGAGCAAGAGUGCAGGAACAUUGUGUGGAUUGCUGAGUGUAUUGCUCAAAGACAUCGGGCUAAGAUUGACAACUACAUCCCCAUAUUCUAAUGACAAAACAAUGCCAUUGCAUUCCCCCUCCACCAUUGGGAUUUUUUUUAAAGAAAAGUUUUAGAAAAGUAAAAAAUGUUGUUGUUUUUUUUUUCUUCACGAUGUCAUGACUGUCACCUGGCAGCCAGCCACAGCCCAUUGCAACUGAAGGAUGCAGGGAAUUACAGGAAAACAGAAGAGAGUUUAAGUGAAAUGCAAAACUCAAGACAUGAAAUUGUGUCAUACUCUUUCUGUGGUAGGCUAAGAAAACAUACAUUCCAUUAUUAUUUAUGCUUUGCAUACAAUUAAUGUACAUUUUCAGAUUAAAAACUCCCUGAACUCAUGAUCUCCCAGUAUCCGCAUCUGAUGAGUGUUAGAGAGUCACUGGUAAUUUAGAGUGCGAGCGUUAUUGUGAAACACAAGCAGAAUGAAUUUCUGUGUAAAUCAUAUUGCGUAAAUUGUUGUAUUCAAUUGAACUGCGCGGUUACGUAAGAUUGGAUUUAUGAUUGAUUUACUCAGAGUAAUUGUUUUGCUUGUGUUUCUCAAAUAAGGAACAUUGGGAUUAUCCUUAAAAAAAGAGAAUUGCUGGGAAUUAACAUGGGAAAAAAUGUUCUUUUGUGUGUAUAGAUUCUUCACUGUGUCUGUUUGUUAAAAUGAGAAUUGUGUGCUUGCCACUUGUAAAUUAGUGCUAAAAUUUGUGCUGACAUAAUUUAUGGAGUAGAUCAUAUUUUAUGAUUGACAGCCGAAUCAGUGAGGUCAAAUGAAUCUAAUAUUAAGAAAGACCUUGUUCUCGGCUAAAUCUAUUGUACUAUUGUAUCCAUAUUGUUUGUGUUUUAAGUGAUCUAAAUGAAAUCUAUAAAUAUAUACAUAUAAAGUA
Messenger RNA from Onychostoma macrolepis, 2007 nucleotides. RefSeq names its product ATPase H+ transporting V0 subunit d1 (gene atp6v0d1). Gene Ontology annotation, cellular component: plasma membrane proton-transporting V-type ATPase complex; vacuolar proton-transporting V-type ATPase complex; proton-transporting V-type ATPase, V0 domain. The record is from RefSeq and is a predicted model, not a curated record. The coding region runs from base 99 to 1151 and encodes 350 amino acids. The transcript has 9 exons. Gene Ontology annotation, molecular function: proton-transporting ATPase activity, rotational mechanism. NCBI's taxonomy places the organism in Eukaryota, Metazoa, Chordata, Actinopteri, Cypriniformes, Cyprinidae. Gene Ontology annotation, biological process: proton transmembrane transport; vacuolar acidification; vacuolar transport.